Molecule: messenger RNA, 4940 nt
Organism: Drosophila biarmipes
Lineage: Eukaryota; Metazoa; Arthropoda; Insecta; Diptera; Drosophilidae
Gene: Tep3
Product: thioester-containing protein 1 allele R1
Exons: 15
Coding region: 342-4754 (1470 amino acids)
Cellular component (GO): extracellular region
Molecular function (GO): endopeptidase inhibitor activity
Source: RefSeq, a predicted model, not a curated record
UCAGUUGGCAGUGAGCUUUCAAGCGGACAACAGGUGAUCGCGAGCGUUCCGCGGCAAAGGUGAAAAUCGCGCAAAAAAGCAAAAGCGGGUAAAGUCGCUCCGAAAACGCGCACUUCGUCUUGGGCAAUCUGCGGUGCUUUCGGUGCUGCUGCAAUCGCGAGUGAGAGGGCGAUACACACGUCCAGUGGCCGUGCGAGUGAGAAGGAGCAACGCGCCUGCCCACGGCAAUAAAGUUCGACUUGAUUUUUGUUUUAAUAUGUGAUGCCAAUACACAAUUCGACAAUCGACCAAACGUGUUUACACUUAAUUUUGCUAGCGUGAUUUAAAGAAGAAAGCAAAAAAUGCGCCUCCAGGGAGCGGAUCUGGGGUCUAUUCCAGUGCUGAUCUUAGUCACCGCGUGUUUGUUCUACCAAACAACGGCCCAGGGGCUGUACUCUAUUAUUGCCCCGAAUACACUGCGACCAAACUCUCAAUUUCAUGUGGCCGUGAGCUUGCAUAAUGCCCCUGAAUCAGCCACAAUCAAAGUGGGGAUUCUGGGAAGCUCCUACACGGACUUUAAGACCGUGGAGUUGCGACCCUUUUCCACACAACUACUGCAUUUUGAGAUUCCCGCCCUAAAAACAGACAGAUAUCGUCUCACUGCCGAAGGGCUGGGCGGAGUUCAGUUUACCAACGAGACCCAGCUGCACUUCGAGUCCAAGCAACAUACGGUUUUGGUUCAGACGGACAAAAGCAUCUACAAGCCCGGGGAUCUGGUUCACUACAGAGUGCUAAUUCUGGAUGCCAACCUAAAGCCGGCUCGCGGUUAUGGACGGGUGCAUGUGGAUAUCAAGGAUUCGGGUGACAAUAUUAUUCGAAGCUACAAGGACAUUCGGCUGACCAACUCUAUUUACUCAAACGAACUUCGAUUGUCCGAUUAUCCUCGUUUCGGGACCUGGUCCAUAGUUGUGGAAGUAUCGGAACAAACCCAUACACAGACAUUCGAGAUACUCGAUCAUAUUCUGCCCAAGUUCGUGGUAGAUAUAGAUACUCCCAGAAAUGCUAUUUACAAGGAUGGCAAAAUAGCAGCCACUAUCAGGGCGCAUUAUGCAUUCGGUCAGCCAAUUGUGGGUGAGGCCACCCUAUCCAUAUAUCCCACUUUCUUUGGCUCGCUCCAACCUUUUGUUAAUGAUCUCAUUACCCGAAAAGUUGUGCCCAUUGAUGGCAAUGCUUACUUUGAGUUCGAUAUAGAGAACGAGCUUCAUCUGAAACAGGACUAUGAGAGGCAGUAUCUUCUGGAUGCACUGGUUGAGGAAAAGUCUACGGGCUCGGUGCAAAACUACUCAACAGUCAUGACCCUGCAUUUGAAUCACUACCGUGUGGAGGCUGUCAAAGUGCCCAGCUACUAUAUUCCCGGAGUACCCUUUGAAGCUACAGCUCGUAUAGCUCGCAAUGAUGGCAGCCCAUUGAGGGAUUUUAAUCCUCAGAUCACCGCCUAUUUGACGAACGUUUAUGGCAGCAGUGAGAUGUAUAAUCGUACUUCCUACAGUUUAGAUGCCAGUGGCGAGAUAAAGAUGAAGUUUACGGUUCCCAUCGGCGAUCAGGACGAAUUUCAUUCCAUUAUUGUCGAUUAUCAGGGUGUGAUUAGUGAGGUGGGAAAGAUCCCGAGAAAACAUCUGCACAGCAAAAACUACAUUACUGCUAAGGUGUUGAACGACAGACCCACUGUGAAUCAGGAAAUAUCUGUGGUGGUGCGCUCUUUUGAGCCGAUUAAAUACUUUAUGUAUCAGGUUGUCGGACGUGGCGAUAUUAUUCUUUCUCGUAGUGUUGAUGUGGCCGAAGGCACAUUCCACACCAUUAAAUUCUUAGCUCCAUUUGCAAUGAUGCCGAGGGCCAAGCUUUUGGUAUACACUGUAGUAAAUGGAGAGUUUGUUUAUGAUGAGCAGGUCAUACAGUUUGAGGAAAAUCUGCUUAAUGCGGUACAAAUCGAGGCUCCAAUCAGAGCGCCUCCUGGCCAAGAUAUAGAUAUAGGCGUUAGCACCAAGCCCUACUCUUAUGUGGGUCUCAUGCUGGUGGAUCAAAAUGCCAAUGCCCUGAGGAGUGGUCACGACUUGACCCACAAAAGACUGAUGGACGCCCUGCGUUCGUACGAACUGAACGAUGUCAACACCCCAAUGGGAUCACCUGGCAAGGAAUCUGGAGUGAUUACAAUGUCCAAUACGGAUUACUUCAUCGAAAAGGAAGCUGAGAGCAGUCCGUCCUUGGGACGAGACGCUUCCAAAGGUCCCGAGGAGGACAAACUGACCACUGUGCGAAAGACAGACAUAGGACCAGCCCAUAAAAUCGAAGUUAAUACACUGCCUCCGGGCAAAGGGCGAUACGCCUUCUCCUACACUCCGAAACCUUUUUGGCACAAUCCAAGGGUUCAUGUGAUGCGCGAUCCGGCGGAUACGUGGCUCUUCCUGAACAUCUCCGCUGGCAGCGAUGGAAGGAACUUUAUCCACCAAAGGAUUCCCAGUGAGAUGACUUCCUGGGUGGUUUCUGCUUUUUCCCUGGAUCCUGUUAAUGGCCUGGGACUGUCUCCGGCGAAUGGCAAACUGGAGGCCUACAAAGAGUUCUACAUAACCACCGAGUUGCCCUACUCCAUAAAAAGAGAUGAACUCAUCGCCAUACCGUUUGUGGUGCGCAACAACAGAGACAGCGAUCUGAGAGUGGAGGUGACCUUCUACAACUCGGCCCUGGACUUUGACUUCCCUCAGCUAGAUCCCAAGGCCACCAAUCAACCAAAGGUCGAGCUCUACAGACGUAGAUCCCUGAAAGUGCCGGGAAGGUCCUCCCGAUCGGUAUCCUUCAUCGUAACCCCCAAGAAAGUGGGUUCCCUUUUGGUCAAGGCAAUGGCUGCCUCCUCCCAAGCUGGCGAUACAGUAGAGCAAAAUCUUCUGGUGGAGCACCCUGGAGCCACAGAGCGGGUUAACAGGGGUUUUUUUAUCGACCUGAACUCAGAAAAGUCCCAGAAUAGGAGGAACGUGACCAUUGCGGUGCCAAGAAAUGCCAUUCCAGAAUCUACACACAUUGAAGUAUCUGCUGUUGGCGAUCUGAUAGGCAGCUUGGUGGGAAAUCUGAACGACCUAAUCCUUCUGCCAACGGGCUGUGGCGAACAGACCAUGGUCAACUUUGUGCCCAACCUAAUGGCCCUACGCUACCUAGGGCGCCUUCGCCAACUCACUCCGGAAGUGGAGCUGCGUGCCAUGAAUAAUCUGGCAGUGGGCUACCAAAGAAUUCUUUACUAUCGACACGAGAAUGGUGCUUUCAGUGCUUUUGGAUUGGAUGCCAAACGCAGUUCCACCUGGCUGACGGCCUAUGUGGCCCGAUCCCUGCGACAAGCGGCUCCCUUCACCCAAGUGGACAGCAAUGUCCUGCAGAAAGCACUGGCCUAUCUCGGCAGCGUUCAGUCGGCUAAUGGUGGCUUCGAGGAGCGGGGCGAUAUCUUCGAGAGAUUCGGCGACGACGGCAUCAGUCUGACUGCCUUUGUGACCCUGGCUCUGAUGGAGAAUGUGGAUCUCUAUCCGGAAUACCGGAAUAGCAUCAACAAGGCGCUGGACUUUAUCACCACGGGCUUGGAUGGAUCCAAUAAUCUGCAUGCCAUGGCCCUGGGCACAUAUGUGCUCUCUAGAGCCAAUCAUAAUGCCAAGGCUGCUUUCCUUCAGCGAUUGGACUCGUUGGCCACCAACAAGGAUGGUCGCAAGUGGUGGAAUAAGACGGCGCCUGCUGGAGAACAGCUGUCACCCUGGUACAAUGCUACCCGUAGUGUAAACAUCGAGAUCUCCGCCUAUGCGGCUUUGGCUCUGCUGGAGAACAACUUGGUGCGCGAUGCCCUACCCGUCCUUGAAUGGCUGAUGGAUCAGCGGAACUCCAGAGGUGGCUUUGUGGCUUCCCAGGAUACGGUGGUAGCUCUGCAGGCACUCUUCAUGUUUGCCGAACGCUUUUCGAGCCAGGGCAAUAAUCUUCAAAUUGGUUUCCACUACGGAGAAGGCGCCGAAACCAUUAUAAAUGUGAAUGCUGAAAACUCACUGGCUCUGCAGUCAGUGGAGCUACCCAACAACCUCAAAAACCUGAGCAUUUCGGCCACUGGUCGCGGACUGGCGCUUGCCCAAGUGAGCUAUACAUAUAACACGAAUGUGACCAGUGCCUGGCCACGUUUUGUUCUCGAUCCCACUGUGAAUCGUAACUCCCACGCGGACUACCUCCAUCUCUCGGCCUGCGCCAGCUUUGUUUCCGUGGCUGGCGAGGAUGAGCAGCGCUCCAAUAUGGCCGUGAUGGAGGUGCAUCUCCCCAGUGGAUUCGUCGUGGACAGGGAUACACUUCCCACCCUGGAAUCGAGUGAGCGGAUCAAGAAGGUGGAGACCCAGAACAGGAACACCAAGGUGGUGAUCUACUUUGAUUACCUGGACAGGAGGGAGGUCUGCCCCACUCUGCAUGCCUACAAGACGGUCAAGGUCACCAAACAUCGACCUGUGGCCGUGGUCAUGUAUGACUACUACGACAAUGCUCGUCGUGCCAGACAGUUCUACAGGGCCCCCAAGUCCAAUAUCUGCGACAUUUGCGAGCACGCCAACUGCGGUGACCUCUGCGAAAAGGCCGAGAAACGCGAGUCCAAGCGACCUGAUGACUACACCGCGAUAGCGGGUCGCGGUGCAAGCCCUGACCUCAAGGCAAUUCCACUCUUGUCGGUAGUGACUGCUCUGUUGGUCCUCUUGAAGACCCUCUGCUGUUGAUGAUGAUGAUAUUGUUAUUGCCACGCAAUGUGGAACCAACAAGGAAAUCGAAGCUUUAACAACCCACUCACAUAGUACCUAAGCUAGCCUAAUGAAUGCCGUGAACUAAACCUGGUUUAAGUACAUCUAACGAUGUUAAAGUGUUGCCAAUAAAAUGUUAUAACGUUUACUAAAACCUAAACAAAA